AUGGACUCUGUAACACCAAGAAAUAUAGCAGAAUUACCCACAGAUCCAUCUGUUGAAGAACAAUACACGUCCACAGUUAAUUUAGAAAAGAUUCUUAAUAACGAUGCUAUGAAUAACGAAGACACAACGGAGCUUCCAAAACCUAAAAACAUAACAAAAUCAAGCCAAUCCAAACAAAAACUUCGUCGAAUUAAAAUGAACCAAACUCAGCUGACCAUCCUGAACAAAGCAUAUUCCAAAAACAGGUACAUCACGGCGGAACAGCGUAAGCAAUUCUCACGAAUGUUGGGUGUUUCUGAGAAAAAGAUAACACGUUGGUUUGCAAAUAAGAGAUAUGAAGAGGGGAAGAGGCUAAAGAAAAAAGAGCAAUCCGAAGAGCUGUGGAAAAAUCUCCUCUCAAAUGUAGUGGAUGAUGUUCAUGUUAAAACGUUUCUGGAUUUGGUAAAGUAUAUGGACAAGUACUGCAACCAAGGUGAUUGUUUAUUUAUCUUGGACUCACCAAAUACCACAACACUAUCUUGA
Messenger RNA from Zophobas morio, 522 nucleotides. RefSeq names its product homeobox protein vex1-like. The coding region runs from base 1 to 522 and encodes 173 amino acids. Lineage: Eukaryota; Metazoa; Arthropoda; Insecta; Coleoptera; Tenebrionidae. Gene Ontology annotation, biological process: regulation of transcription by RNA polymerase II. Gene Ontology annotation, molecular function: RNA polymerase II cis-regulatory region sequence-specific DNA binding; DNA-binding transcription factor activity, RNA polymerase II-specific. The record is from RefSeq and is a predicted model, not a curated record. The transcript has 3 exons.